This is a messenger RNA of Megalobrama amblycephala (Wuchang bream), 1627 nucleotides long. It is a transcript of the gene mpc2a, whose product is annotated as mitochondrial pyruvate carrier 2a. The record is from RefSeq and is a predicted model, not a curated record. Gene Ontology annotation, biological process: pyruvate import into mitochondria. The transcript has 6 exons. Gene Ontology annotation, molecular function: pyruvate transmembrane transporter activity. Gene Ontology annotation, cellular component: mitochondrial inner membrane. The coding region runs from base 283 to 717 and encodes 144 amino acids. Lineage: Eukaryota; Metazoa; Chordata; Actinopteri; Cypriniformes; Xenocyprididae.
GACCGAUAGUGACAUCUGCUGGACAGACGCCGCUACUAGCCUACUUUAUGAUGCACUAGUGCAGUCGCUUUAAUAUUCCACUAGGCUGUUACCUAUUAAUAGAUCAUAUGACCACAUUUUCCCUGUAGAGAUCCAAGGAGCCCAUUUUAUAGAGCUCGCUGCCUGUCACCAAGACGUGUUUUGAUGAUGGUGACAUUGUGAUAGGUCGUCUCGAAGGGUGGAGAGAAGGUGCGCAGACAGACGUAACUUCCCAUCGACAUCGUGCUCUGAUCACUGCAUUGAAUGAUUAUGAGUAGCAGCAGACUUUAUUUACGACUGCAAUCAUGUCGUUUUUAUUCCGGUGGUAUGAGGGCGACGUAUCACCGGACCCUGGACAGGAUCGAGUUAAUGCUGCCGCCUAAAUUAAGACCCAUCUACAAUCAUCCUGCUGGGCCAAAGACGGUUUUCUUCUGGGCACCUGUUUUUAAAUGGGGUUUGGUUGUGGCUGGAUUUUCUGAUAUGACCCGGCCACCAGAAAAGCUCAGUCUCUCUCAGUCCUGCGUCAUUACAGCCACAGGAUUAAUUUGGUCAAGGUACUGCUUGGUGAUCAUUCCCAAGAACUGGGCUCUGUUUGCUGUUAACUUCUUCCUGGGCAUAUGUGGAAGCGUCCAGCUCAUAAGAAUAUGGAGGUACAACCAACAGCUAAAGGAGAAAGGAGAGGAAGUGCAGCAGACUUGAAUUGCCAUUUAAUCUGACAGAAGUGGAGCGGUGAACAAGUUUUGCUGUUUUUUUAGUUAACGUACUGUCAAAGCAAUGAAUCAGCAUUUUGCACACAUAAUGUUAUAUAGAUCAAACAUAUCUGUGUAAAAUAGAAAAAAAAUGUCAAUCAUAUUAUUUAAAAUGUUAUCACGUAAAAUUGUGAUAUGAUGAUUGUAAUUCUGGUGUUCUUGAUUGUAUACUGUACUUUAUUGUUAUCCAUUUCUAUCAAUUUAUCAGUUUUAAAGGGGUCAUAUCGUAAUAAUAAUAAUUAUAAUAUGUUACUGGAGUUGUGCCUAUAAUAUUAAUGUUUUUUUGUUUUGUUUUUUCUUGUUUUGUGCCAAAACAAUCACAAUUUAGUUUUUUUUAAGACUUAACCUAAAAAUUACUCUGUUGUAUUCCUCAUUGUUAGGUCGCUUUGGAUAAAAGUGCCUGCUAAUUGAAUAAAUGUAAAUGUGUGAUACAAACUGCUAAGAUCAAAUUGAAAUGUCCAGGGAUAUUGUUAAAAAUAAGAACGCAGUGUUUUGUGUUUUUCCAGUACUUAAAGUUUUUUUUUUUCUCAAAAGAUUAAGGGUAAUUUGAUUCCUCGUGAUGUGACCCCUUUAAAAUAAAAAAACUAAUGGUCAUAUGACAAAAACUAACAUCCUGCAUGAAUGCACUGUAUGACAAAUUGUUGUCUGUUUUGCAUUAGAGAGCUCAGAUGAAAACAGGAAGUGGUUAAAAGGUAUUACCAGAUCAGACACAGACUUUGCUCUUUCACAUGUACAGAACAGACACACAAUGAUAGACAUGAUGUUUUAAAGUGUUUUUGUUUGUAGCACUUUAUUGCACAUAAUGGUAAUAUCUCUGUCUAUUUGUGCAUUUAUUAAAUCAAAGCUGAAAUUACAUUGAA